Messenger RNA from Penicillium diatomitis, 2382 nucleotides. RefSeq names its product mitochondrial intermediate peptidase. Gene Ontology annotation, cellular component: mitochondrion. Lineage: Eukaryota; Fungi; Ascomycota; Eurotiomycetes; Eurotiales; Aspergillaceae. Gene Ontology annotation, molecular function: metalloendopeptidase activity. The record is from RefSeq and is a predicted model, not a curated record. Gene Ontology annotation, biological process: peptide metabolic process. The transcript has a single exon. Bases 1 to 2382 code for a protein of 793 amino acids.
AUGCUUCGCCGUCUUGGGCGCCAGCCCUGGACGUGCCGCAAGUGUCUUUCACGACAGCAAUCACGAGCCUUCGAAAGCGCCGCCUCUACGAUCGCAAAAGCGCAUACGAGUUACAUAUCAGCAAAGACUGGCGGCUCUGGAAAGAAAGUCGACGAUGACACCUUACGACGAGUCUUUGACUCCCAACAAUUCUGGAAGGAAUUUUCAUACAAGCGUGUAGGGUCAAAGCGGGCAGGGUUGGUUCAGAACCAAUACCUCACAAACCCAGAAGGAUUUCGCCAUUUCGCCAAUGUCUCGUUGCAAAAGUGCCAGGCCAUCGUCACAAAAGUCCUUCAAGCAUCCACAUUGGAUGAAUAUCGGGCGCUCGCACGAAAUCUUGAUCGACUCAGCGAUCUUCUCUGUCGCGUGAUCGACCUCUCCGACUUCAUUCGAACCAUCCAUGCAGACCCUCGAAUCCAAGAAGCUGCGACGCAGGCGUACGCGCUUAUGUUUGAGUAUAUGAAUGUGUUAAAUACGACCACCGGCCUGCAUGACCAGUUGAGCAAGGCUAUUGCGAACCCUGAAGUGACAUCGCAUUGGACCGAGGCCGAGACGAUUGUGGCGCAGAUCCUUAUGAGGGACUUCACAAACUCUGCCAUCCACAUGCCCCCGAGCGAGAGACAGCGAUUCGUGAAUCUGUCAAAUGAGAUAAGCCAAGUCGGUUCCGACUUUUUCGGGGGCGCCGAGCCCGCCAAGUCCCAAGUGGUUUUCAAUGCGAAUAGCUUGCAAGGACUCGAUCCACUCAUGGUCCAGAGAAUCAAGAAGUGGAAUAACAAAGCUCCUGUACCGACUGCCGGAAUUGUUCCGCGACUUGUACUACGAUCUGUGAGGGACGAAAGUGUGCGAAAAGAAGUAUAUCUUGCAACUCGGACGUCGAGCUCGCGGCAGAUACAUCGCCUUGAGAAACUCCUGAUGAAGAGAUCUGAGCUCGCUCAACUCUCUGGAUAUGACAGCUUUGCAAACAUGACACUGAGCGAUAAGAUGGCCAAAACACCUGAAGCAGUCUCCAAUUUCUUGACGUCCCUGAUUGCCAGCAAUCGGGGUCUCGUGAGUGAGGAACUGGCCCAGCUGCAGAAGAUGAAGGGUGGCUCACUGCAGCCCUGGGAUCAUGCAUUUUAUGUCCAUAAGCGUGUCAUGGAAUAUUCUCAGGCUCGUCGGUCACGUGAGCUGAGUGCUAUACCUGAGUUUUUCUCUCUGGGUACUGUCAUGCAAGGUCUUUCGCGGCUUUUCGACCGUCUCUACGGUGUUCGGCUCGUGCCGCAGGAGACGGCUGCUGGCGAAACCUGGCAUUCAGAUGUCCGCCGUUUAGAUGUUGUAAAUGAGGCUGAGCAGCAUAUUGCCGUUGUGUACUGCGACCUGUUUUCGCGACCUGGUAAACACCCAAACCCUGCUCACUUCACUCUUCGCUGCUCGCGCGAGAUCUUGGCGGAUGAGGUUGCAGAAUGUGCCUCGAUGGAUGAAUCCGUGCAUCCGAACGACGGCAUGGCAACUGCCAUUGAUCCGCAAACCAACACACUGCGUCAAUUGCCUACCAUUGCUCUUGUCUGCGAUUUCCAGGAGCCGGCGACCACCGGCUCCGGGCGCCCGACGCUAUUAAGCGAGCAAAGUGUCCGCACUUUGUUCCAUGAGAUGGGCCACGCUGUUCACUCCAUAUUAGGCCAAACUCCUCUUCAAUCCAUUUCGGGGACCCGAUGCUCCACUGACUUUGCUGAGCUUCCCUCGGUCCUUAUGGAGAGCUUUGCGACUGCGCCCGAAGUCUUGGCUUUGUAUGCUCGGCAUUGGAAAACCGACGAGCCUUUGUCAGACAGCAUGAUCCGGAGUAUGGAUCAGGACCGACAGGCGCAUGGAUCCAUUUUUGGGGCCGUUGAGAAUGAGGCGCAGAUUCUGAUGGCUCUGGUGGAUCAGGCGUACCAUUCCAUUCCGUGCGAUCAGGCGGUCCGGGGCAUUGACACCACCGACAUCUACCACCAUGUGUUCAACCAAUACUCCAGCCUACAAGAACCUGACGAUGUUCGCCCGCGUACAUCUUGGCAAGGCUUCUUUGGACACCUGUACGGCUAUGGUGCUACCUACUACAGCUACAUCUUUGACCGGGCGAUUGCCAACAAGAUCUGGCAGGACGUCUUCCUGUCUGGAAAGGCUGCCGUGGAUCGUUCCGCUGGAGAACGAUACAAGAAUGAAGUGCUCCGCUGGGGUGGAGGACGUACCGGUUGGGAAUGUGUCGCGGGGGUACUGGGUGAGGAGAAUCCAUCCAACGCCGACGGUCGACUGGUAGAAGGCGGUGAUGAGGCCAUGCGGGAGGUUGGUCGCUGGGGCCUUGGACGCGACGGGGUGUCCGGCUAG